AUGGAUACCAACACCAAACAGACUCUCCCAGUGGGGGUAAACACGACCUCCAACGAAAUCAGCCAGCAAUUCUUCCGCCACUCCUCUGCCAAACGCGUCAACACUGACGCAACCAUCGCCAAAGCUCUCAAGGCCGAGUACCCCGGCCUCGAGCUUGUAAUUGCGCCAUCUUACGGCAUUGACUUGCUGGGGUAUGCGUCGGCCGGACACGCCAGCUUCACGUCCAUUGACGAGGCCAGCGAUGAGCUGCCGUCCUCGCUAAUAUGGAAGGUGUAUGUGACACCCGGUAGACGUAUCGACGGCAGCCCCGGAAGUCUGGCACAGGACGUGAUAUUCGCCAAAUUCUUGUACAAAUGGGAGGAUGCCGAGUUCAUCCUCUACUUGGUGGAUGGGCGCGACGGGACCAGUUCAUACCCGCCGAUACGCAACAAUUACAUCCUGACCACGGACACGCACAAGGCGGACGCCCUCUUGAUUGCCGCCGGGCAGUGGGGCAACGAGCUGCACGAGCAGGUGUGGGUGUGGGACAGCGGCAUGUGGAACAAAAGCGCCGAGCUGUACCAGAGCAUCAGCAAGGCCUCCUGGGACGCCGUCAUCCUCGAGGACAGCAUGAAGAAGGCCAUCAUCGCGGACCACCAAUCCUUCUUCGACGCGCGAGACACAUACGGCCGCCUCAAGGUGCCCUGGAAGCGGGGGCUCAUCUACUACGGCCCACCGGGCAACGGCAAGACCAUCUCCAUCAAGGCCACAAUGCACAUGUUGUACGACAGAAAAGACCCGGUGCCGGCACUCUACGUCAGGAGCUUCUCCUCGUUCGCCGGCCCCGAGUAUGGCAUCAGCCAGAUCUUCCUCAAGGCGCGGCAGUACGCGCCCUGCUACCUGAUCUUUGAGGACCUGGACUCCCUAGUCACCGACUCUGUGCGCAGCUACUUCCUCAACGAGAUCGACGGCCUGCGUAGCAACGAUGGCAUCUUCAUCGUCGGCAGCACCAACCACCUGGAGCGCCUCGACCCGGGCAUCGCAAAACGCCCCUCGCGCUUCGACCGCAAGUACUACUUCCCGGACCCGGACCGCGCCCAGCGCGUGGCCUACUGCCGUUUCUGGCAGCGCAAGCUCGCCGGCAACAAGGACAUUGAGUUCCCGGACCGGCUGUGCGGCGCCAUCGCGGGCAUCACGGACGGGUUCAGCUUUGCGUAUAUCCAGGAGGCGUUCGUGGCGGCGCUGAUCGUGGUGGCGCGCCGUGGGGGUGGUGGUGGUGGUGAUGGGGAUGGUGGUGAAGAAGGGGAGGGUGAGGUGGCGGGGUGGGAGGCCGUGGAGGGCGAGGAGAUUGAGGGUGGAUGGGUGGGGGUUGCGGAUGGGGAGGAUGAUGAUGAUGAUGAUGAUGAUGAUGAUGAUGAUGAUGGUGAUGGUGAUCUGGAGGACUUAGUCUUGUGGGUUGAGAUCAAGAAACAGGUGGCAAUCCUGCGGGAAGGAAUGGAGGAGAAGCAGUGA
Chaetomium globosum CBS 148.51 is the source of this 1491-nucleotide messenger RNA. RefSeq lists its product as uncharacterized. Gene Ontology annotation, cellular component: peroxisomal membrane; cytosol. Lineage: Eukaryota; Fungi; Ascomycota; Sordariomycetes; Sordariales; Chaetomiaceae. The transcript has 3 exons. The coding region runs from base 1 to 1491 and encodes 496 amino acids. Gene Ontology annotation, molecular function: ATP binding; ATP hydrolysis activity. The record is from RefSeq and is a predicted model, not a curated record. Gene Ontology annotation, biological process: protein import into peroxisome matrix.